AUGUAUCUUGGCGCCCUGACAACAGCCUUCGUCCCCGCUCCCGGCUGCAUCGACACCAUAUAUGGCGAGAUUUUCAGCGUCGGUACAGUUCGCGACAAAUGGCACAGUCUCGGGCAAUCCGACAAACGAUCUUGCUACCCGUCGGCCUUCACCACCCCGGGGAAAUACUACUCGCCGGGCAUAUGUCCUUCAGCGUGGUCGUCUGCUCAUACCUCAUAUGUCUUUCGUCACAAAGGAAAUGCUAAUGGGGGAAUGCACAGCGGCUACAUCUGCGCCUCAUCGCAAACCUCCUCGUCGGACACCUUCUCAUGCAGCCGCCUCUACACUGACCCGCCGAAGAUCACCGUCCCGCAGGAGAUUAAUGGGAAGACGACGUACAUGGAGACCACGCUUGCCGCAGAUGGCGGACUGUUCGUCGUGUACGCGAACCAGAUUGAAGUGCGGUUUCAGAAGGGGACUUCUAGACUGCGGCAUCGAUGA
Messenger RNA from Paraphaeosphaeria sporulosa, 480 nucleotides. RefSeq lists its product as uncharacterized. The record is from RefSeq and is a predicted model, not a curated record. Bases 1 to 480 code for a protein of 159 amino acids. Lineage: Eukaryota; Fungi; Ascomycota; Dothideomycetes; Pleosporales; Didymosphaeriaceae. The transcript is spliced from 2 exons.